AUGACUAACUCUAGAAAAUUGGGAUCCACACGCAGUCAGCAACUCCUAGAGAUAAUUCACACUGACAUUUGUGGUCCUUUUCCAGUUGAAACUCUAGAAGGACAUAGGUACUUCAUCACUUUCAUUGAUGAUUUCUCUAGAUUCUGCUAUCUCCACCUAAUCCAGACCAAAUCUAGUGCCUUUGAAGUUUUUAAAAUAUUUAAAACUGAGGUUGAAAACCAACUUGAGUUAAAGAUUAAAGUGUUAAGAUCUGAUAGGGGAGGAGAAUACUAUGGCAAGUAUGAUGAGCAAGGCAGACAUCCAUCACCAUUGGCUCGAUAUAUUCAAGAUUGUGGGAUAGUUGCUCAAUACACAAACCUGGAACUCCUCAAGAGAAUGGAGUGUCAGAAAGAAGGAAUAGAACCUUGA
Prunus armeniaca (apricot) is the source of this 408-nucleotide messenger RNA. Lineage: Eukaryota; Viridiplantae; Streptophyta; Magnoliopsida; Rosales; Rosaceae. The record is from the annotation of a GenBank genome assembly.